This is a messenger RNA of Helicoverpa zea (corn earworm), 4529 nucleotides long. RefSeq lists its product as uncharacterized. The record is from RefSeq and is a predicted model, not a curated record. The transcript is spliced from 14 exons. NCBI's taxonomy places the organism in Eukaryota, Metazoa, Arthropoda, Insecta, Lepidoptera, Noctuidae. Bases 452 to 2458 code for a protein of 668 amino acids.
CGGCGCGCUACGUCACUCGGCGGCCGCUCGCCGCUCGCGUUCACAUCAAAAUAAACUCCGUCUAACAUUUUCAAUACAAAUACAACAGCAAUUAAGGCAAACAUCCCAAAUUAAUUACCUAAAUACUGUUCAGUGAUAGUUUAGAGUGCACAACGUGGUGUCCAAACCGGUUUCCGAAGUGUUUCGCAACGGAAAAGUGUGUUGUAUCGGUAUUAUUGUGAAGUUACGAGCUAAUAGUGCGGUGUUUGUGUGUGUGAGUGUUUGCCCACGUUUGCCCAGCUAGCCCAGGCUGCCCAGUGGGUCGGUGUCCAGCGCUGGGCUAGUGGGAAGUGGUGAAGAGUGUCGGCUGUGUGCAUCGGAGAUGACCUACAUUUAGAUGGACCGUGUCACAUGUAGGAUUAGAAGACUCCAGAAAGUUCGAGACGCUCCGAGAAUGUUCUAGAAGCAUGCUAUGAAAAUCCAAACGGUGGCGGGGACGCGCACCCUCAGCGGGGAGCCGCCGCGCUCCACCGCCUAUUACUACGCAGACCUCGAGAGGCUCAAGCGGAAGACCUCCGAGCCCCCUCAGGAAGCACCUCCCAACCCUGACGAGCUCAGCGAGUAUGUCGAAACAAAUGAAGUAGUCAACGACGGGGCUGUUAGAGAAGUUCCUCCAUUGAGAGACAGAGGACGCCAAUGGAGUCUUCCAGAAUACAACACUCCGGAAAAUUCUAGAAAGAUCGAGGAGACGUAUUCCACUGCGGGAACGUUUCCCAUGCCUGAACCGAAGGAGAAGGAGCCUUUGUUAGCUGAGCUGGAGGUGGUGGGUCGGUUGCCGCUGACGCAGCUGGAAGGCGCUGGUGGUGUUCGCCGCAGCAGAAGCUGGUACCUGUGCUGCCCGAAUGUGGCGGAUGAGGAGAUGUCCCGCGAGUCCUCGUGGCGGUAUUCCAGUCUACGGCCCGUGACGGCGCCCCCGGUGCCGGGACAUAAUGGAUUGAGUGUGCUGGUGAGCAGCGCGCAAUCAGGUCGCGAGGACGUGGCGUCGCUCCGCGCGGAACGCGACGCUCUCGCCCGCGCGCUGUCGGCGGAGCGCGCGCGCGGAGCGGCGGCGGCACGGGCGCACGACGCGCGGCUCGCGGAGCUGCAUGGUGUGAUCGCGGAGUUGGUGCGGAGGAGAGCGCAUGAUAAGCAGGCCAGGGCUAUACCUGAGGAGGAGGUGUCGGACGAGUGCGAGUCGACGACGCAGCCGGCGGGCGAGCUGGACAAUGACGCCGACAACUCGCGCACUGAACAGAACGACACAUCGUCAGCCAUCAGCCCGGAGCUGCCGACUCCUCAGGAGUCGAAGGUGGAGGCGACGCCGUCCGCCGUCGAGGACCUGCCCACCGACACCGAGACCAGCGUGCACGAUGUCAGAGCGGAGGGUCCGCGCGUGGAGGUGCGGCCGCCGUCAGCGGAGUGCGACACCAGCCUCAACCUCUCCGAGAGAGACUCCGACGUGUGUCUCAGCACCGCCAGAUGCUGCGAGGCUGUGGGGUCUGACUUGGCGGCGGGGUCUGGCGCUGGGGGCUCGGGCGCGGGGGGCUCGUGCGAGCGCGAGCGCGGCUCGCCCACAGAGCCGCGCCUACACACCCCUUGUGCUGGUCGGUGCGAGUCCCGGCAAGCCAAGAUGGCGUCCCGCGUGAAGUUGCGCCGCACAGACAACUCCGACUCCAGCGAGACCAGGAACAACGAGUGGUGGAGCUCUGAGCGCGUGUCGGAGCUGUGCGCGCGCGACCCGCUGCUGCGAGACGCGCUGCACGCCGCGCAGAAUGAAGGUUGCACGUGGGCGGCGCGGUGCGCGCGUCUCCGCGCGGAGCGGCGCGUGCUGCAGUGCGCGUUAGCACGGGCCGCCGAUACUGCGCACAGGCUGUACUGCGCGUGCGCCGUGCAGGAAUCCACCUCCGUGUCGCUGUGCUGCGCCCUCCGCGCCGCCGACCGCGCGCUCGAGACGUACGACGUGCUGCUCGCGCUCGCAGAGACGCAGCACGACCAGCACGACCAGCGCGCAGCAGCUGAGCUGGUAGCCUCCCAACUCCUCUCCCGCCUGGAGUCAGAGCAGAGCGGUGCGGUAGUGGGGGCACUACUGUCGCCGGGCCCCUGGCUGGCGCAGGCGGCUGCUACUGCCGCCCCGCGCUGGUCCCGCGCGGCCGAGCUGCGGCUGCGAGCGCACGCCGCGCGGCUGAAGGCCGACACCGUCGCGCUCAGGGACACGCAGACCGCGCCCAAGCUGUUCUCUUAUCAUGACGUGGAGGAGUCGGAGCUGGGCGCGGGCUGCAGCGCGGCGGAGAUGGAGGCGGCCGUGGCGCUGCACUCCGCGCUCGCCGCGCCGCACGCGCUCAACAAGCACUGCACGCACAAGAGCGGUUCGUCUCGGCGCAGUCGCCGCGCUCGGCCGCGUCACUGGCUCGACACGCAGGCUUCCGAGACCGACCUGUGAGCAUGCACUACUAGACAACACAGGGAUGACGGUCGGUAAUGAUACUACUAUACAUUGGAGUACGCAGUGGUUCAGCAAUAAUCACACAUGGAUGUACGAUGGAAACUUCAAAUUCAAUGUUGGAGUCAAAUGAACGAGCUACCCAACGGCAUAACCAAAUCAAAUUACCUUUAUUGUCAGGCUAUGUUGGCACAUAGAUUAACAUGUGUAAUGUGUAAAAUCUAAAUAAUUGUAAACGUUAAUAUUGAUAUAACCAAUAGACGACGGUGAAGAUAAAAUAGAACCGUAUUGUUUUGUUCAUAAGGUUGACAUUUCAAUAUUAUGAAUCUUACGUGUUAACCCAUCUGUGUCUAGAUAUAACAAAGAUAAAUGUAUUUAUGAAAAGACACGCGCAUGCGCGUUAUUCAAGCCAUAAUAAUCGAGUACAUACUAUAGAUAUUAGACGUUAAUACAAACUUGUAUUAUUGUAAACAUUACACGUACUCGCACACACUCAUACAAACACUCACUACUAUUCUCUCAUUCUAACUUAAACUCACACAUCUACAUGCACACAUACUUUGACAUAUACAUACACACACACACACACACACACACACACAUUGGCAUGGAGACGUUACGGACGGUAGCUUAUUGACAUAAGUCUCACAGAAUUGACUCGUUUCUUGUUUAUUGGCAAGAAUCUGUAUUAUCUCGAAUGUUAAGUUUUAAUGAAUGUGUUUUUUUUAAAGAGUAAUAAUGUAGUAAGUAAAUAAUCUCCUAAGAAUCUUUAUUUUAAAACUAAAAAAAAAUAUUGUUUCACAAAAACAUAUUUAAAAAUUGGUUGGCUUUUUUUAUUAGUUGUAAAAAACAUGAGGCUAUGUAUCGUCUCAUCGACAGGUUACCAACGUUAAGUUCAUCAUUGCGUGAGAUGGUGAGAUGUAUCCUCGAAGUUAUCUUAACUAUUGACAACUACCUGCUUGGUUAACGUAAUGUGAGUAACAGCCCUGCUGUACACACAUCUACUAUUCUCAAGUUAAUGAAGAAAAAUCACGUAUUUCAGGGCUUAAAGAAUAUUUUGAGAAAAAAUGUGUCUUGAAAUAUUUUUUGGGUAAAAAAACAUCAAACUUCACAUUAUAGUUCAUUAUCACUUUUUGACUUGUCACAGACUUGAUAUAUGACAACGGAAAUCAUCAAUAAUGUUGUUUUAACUCAAAUCUUAAUUUCGCUGUAGCAAACAGUAACACAUUGCGCGCGAACAUUACUAACAUGUCCGCGACACUGCAACCGCACAUGCUAGCUGUGGACUCAACACAUAAGAAUCACACCAUUUAGAUAAAAUAGUACAAACCUUUAAUCCUAAAUAGUAUUAGAGCGAAACUGUAUGUUUAUCACAUUUUCAUUAUAUUGUAGUGAAAGGUGAAACCGCGGGCAAUGGCUAGUCUUCAAUGCAAAGAGUAGUUUACGUCUAACCGCUGUAUAAAUGAUACCACGCUUCAAAUAAUAGUAAUGACUUCUAAUACAUCAUACUUUAAUUGUUUGACUAACAAAUUGAUGUUUAAGAGGGAGACAGUCACUCGACAUAGACAUUAUUGUAAGGUAUAUUACAAUAAAAAUCUAAUCCUCUAAACCCUACGGGCAAAAACAUAAUAUCAUCAAAUAUAAUUGAAGACAUGAGUGGAUGAAGGUGAUAUGUCGCAUUUUUAGAGUUUCGCUGUUCUAUGCAUGGAUGAUGAUGUUAUAUACAUACAAACAAUUUUAAACCUUAAAACAACCCCUUUUGUGGCUAUUUUAGAAAUUCACUACUUGAUGAAGGUGUCAUGUAUACUAUUAUUUUUAAUGAAUAUUGGAAGAAAGUGGUACGGGCACAUAACAUUUGUAUAGAUGCCUAAAAAGUAAAAUAAUUUUAAAAUAAUAAGUUUCUGCAAUGGACGAAGGAGCUAUGUGGCAUUUUUGCAUGGCAAAAUUAGUUUUAGUCGUGAAGUGGAUUAGGAUUGAUGAAUACGGUUCAUAUUUAUAUAAAGAGUCCUAUGACGAAAUGACACCAUUCCAAAAAGUAGAUAUUUAAAAAAAAAGGGGUCAGAUUAAUCCA